Messenger RNA from Plenodomus lingam JN3, 1347 nucleotides. The record is from RefSeq and is a predicted model, not a curated record. NCBI's taxonomy places the organism in Eukaryota, Fungi, Ascomycota, Dothideomycetes, Pleosporales, Leptosphaeriaceae.
AUGUUUCGAUCAACAACUUCGCCUACCUCAACUAUCAAUGGUGUGAAGAAGUCAGGAAUUCUCAAGGAUGAUGCCCCUGCUACUGAAGAAAGAGCCAUGUAUGCGCCGCAACCACCACCCGUUUCUUACCCGAAGGGUAUAGAAGUUUUGGCUAUCAUGCUUGCUCUCGUGCUGAGUAUCACCCUCAUUUCUCUAGAUCAGACCAUUGUUGCGACCGCUAUUCCCAAGAUUACCGACCAAUUCAACCAACUUGAUGAUAUAUCGUGGUACGCAUCGGCAUAUUUUCUGACGCUUGGAGCGUUCCAGUCACUGUGGGGCAAAGUGUAUAAGUAUUUUCCCCUCAAAACUAGUUUCCUAGUGGCGAUCUUUAUCUUUGAAGUUAGAAGUUUAAUUUCCGCUGUGGCCCAAAACUCAGUGACGCUUAUCGUUGGACGCGCAAUCUCCAGACUUGGUGGCUUGGGUAUCGCGCCUAGAGUAUAUACAAUCUCUGCCUUCGCUGCAGAGCCUACAAAACGAGCUACCUACACGGGGAUCAUUAGUAUGUCAUAUAGUAUUGCUGCAGUCGCUGGGCCACUCAUUAGUGGGGGACUUACAAACAGGGCGUCGUGGAGAUACGGUCUGGCUGCUUUCGUCAUCCUACUCACUUUCAAGACUCCUCAAGCAGUUAAGGUGGUCGAUACUACGCUCAAGGAGAAGCUUCUCCACAUAGACUUCUUAGGGACGGCGCUUGUGAUGGGUGCAUCACUUACCUUGCUUUUGGCUCUUCAGUAUGCUAGUGUAACCUAUGCGUGGAACUCCAGUGUUAUCAUCAGUCUACUCGUCGGCUUCGUUGCCAUAAUGAUGGCACUAACCAUAGGCUUCUUCUUCGCUGGCUCCUCCGGUGUGCGCAACAUUCCUCUUAUUGUCCUGUUCAGCAUUGCCACAUAUAGGUCAGGCACUAUUAUCACUAAGAUAGGUAAUGCAGCACCUUAUCUUACUGUUAGCUCCGUGAUCGUAACUAUCGCCACUAGCUUAUUCUUUACCCUCAACAUUAACACCUUGACAGGCAAAUGGAUAGGGUAUCAGAUCUUUGCGGGUUUUGGCUACGGCCUCGCUCUGCAAGUCCCGGUCAUUGUUGCGCAGGCUUUUGCUACACCAGCAGAUAUUGCUCCCACGACUGCGAUUAUUAUAUGUGGUAUAUUCCUGCUCGCAGCCGCGCAAGCUGGCUUUGUGAACCAGCUCAGACAAAGACUUGCAAUUACCGCACUGAGCGUUAAUCCUAUCCUUGUCACGGAAACCGGCGCCACUAAGCUGCACCAAAUAUUUUCUAGAGCUAAGCUAGAGGGUGUUAUCCGUGCCUACGCAUAG